Paramuricea clavata is the source of this 3879-nucleotide messenger RNA. The record is from the annotation of a GenBank genome assembly. NCBI's taxonomy places the organism in Eukaryota, Metazoa, Cnidaria, Anthozoa, Malacalcyonacea, Plexauridae.
CCUCGGAUGGCUGGAAGUUUCCCGAACCCGGGAAACUUUCAGCCCCCCCCCCCCCCCCCCCCUCCCCCCUCGGUGCGUCCAACCCCGGACUCACCUCCCUGCAAGUAUGUUUGUUAUAAAACUUGCCUUAAAAACGUGCCUUAAAAACGUGCCUUGUACACUAGGUAAACAUGCUCUGAUAUUCUUGACCUGCUGAUCUUGAUUGUCAAAUGUUUUUGACAAACAAGAAAUCUCGUGACAAUCACGAGAAUAUUGAAUAGCAUGUGAAACCGGAAAAGGUUGGCCGGAAGCUGUACUGUAUUUUGAUACACUCGUGAUACGCUCAAGUAUCAAAUAUCAAUUUCAUUUGAAUUCGAAAGGGGAAGUUCCCAUUCAGUAAUCAUUCUUUUGCACUUCUUGGAAAGCUAGAAACGCAGAACGGCGUCCUUUUUUCUCGGUGAUCUUUACUCGUAAAACAUAAGCUUUGCUUCGCUUGUCUUUGCAAGUAUUUCAAGCGUGGAUUUGGAGCAGUAAACGUCAACUUUGGGUACAUUUUGAACGCCAAACUACAGUACAAAUAUGUCGGAAGAAGAAUCACGACCUUCGACUUCGGGAAGUCCAAUUGAGAAUGAAGUAAAUCCUUCAGACUUGGCUAAUACAUCAGUGGCAAACUCUGAUCAAGAAGUUACAACAAGUAAUACUACGUGUUGCUGUGAUUUAAGUACGAGAAAGUUUGCUAGUUUAGCAUACGUCGCGUUUGUCUUUAUAUCCGCUGUUAUAUUCCUUGUCGCAGCCAAAGUAGACACGGACAAAAAAGGCACACCCAUCUCAGCACCAUCAGUAUACCGGUAUUUAACCGUGGUUCUUUUCAUUGGAAUUCUCUGGAUGGCUACGACUAUUAUCGGCUCGUUCAAAUGUUGUUUGCAUGCCGCCCGCCAAGGAUGGCUGGCAGGUCACAUUGAACCUGUAAAGGAGUUAUUACCAACUCGGUUACUGGUUGGUGUGAUGUUUUUCGGCCUUGGCAGCUCGUUUUUGACAAUGGUUGAGUUACUCGAAUAUGUGGCCGAAUACAACUGCCCGCACAAGGAUUUGACCAUGCUGUUCUAUUAUAUAGUGCGGACAAUAUUUAUAUACACCCAGUUGUACUUCUUUUAUAAAUUGUCAGGGAAAUCUGAAAAACUGUUGAUAUAUAGCCAUUUUCUCAUGAUGCAUUUGAUUGCUGUUAAUUUAGGCACUUGGAUUGUUACAUUUGUUUACGAUAGUGCCGAAGAGCUUAAUAACGAGGUUGAAGAGGAUGAGAUUCUUAUUAAUCAGACUACCAUACAUAACUCGACAAUAUUAUUCAUGGCACGCCAUUGGGGUGCUUUGAUAAGUACCCAUAACAUAAGUUUAGUACCAUGUUAUAAGACAGUCAAGGCACUCAAAUCAACAGCUAAACAGAUGGAACCAUACUUGUAUACCUUUACGAUGGAGUACUGUUUGAUUUCAGCAGGAUUGUUGUUGAAUGCUUGGUUAUCGUUGCGCAGCAGUGCUCAGACCACAGACCAAAAUGGGAACGAGAGGGUUGAGGAGGGUCGUACAGGUUCGGAUGGGGGUCGUACAGAUUCGGAUGAACGUAGAGGAAAGGGUUCUAAAGGACAACAGACAAGCCGUAGGGGUCAUGGAAGCACUACUCAGGAUUCGGACAUGGACACAGGAUUUAUCACUGAUGAUAGUUACGUACUUGUUGAGAAACCAGAAAGAAUGCCCGAAGUGGGUACACUGUGGCGGUUCGGCUUCAUCUUUGGCUUGGCUUACAUCCCUGCAUUUACGGCCAUCAUAAUCAACCUGUUUUUCUCGGAUGACGUAGAAAAUGAUCGACUUAUUUACGUGGGAAUGCAGUGCUUUUUCUUCCUGUCCAUACUCAUUGCAAGUGUGUUUGGCAUCCUCCAGCUUGAAAAGAUAAAUGAAGGUGAACCCGAGAGUCAAGUUGAUUUUAUCCUGCUUGGCGUUGCACUGGUUGGUGUCUUCUUUCUCGAUUUGUUAAUCAUUGUUGCAGCGAUUUGCGAAACGAGUGAGUCGCCGGAGAUUGCCACUCUACUUAUUGUGACAAACAUCACCGAGUUGCUAUGCUCUGUGACGUUCACCUUGUUCGUUCGCAAAGCUUUGGAACAUGGGCUUCCAGAGAGAGCUAAUGAAGUUGUCACCAACGCUGCUCCGAAUAUCCGUGAGGUGGUAUCGUUCCUGUUUAUGCUGAAUAUAUGCUUCUGGGCGAUGUACACAUUCGAAGUGAAAAAAUCAACCCAAGUCGUGCCUCUUGUCGAGCAGUUCUAUACGGAAGAAGUAUGGUUUUAUCUCUCCCAUUUCGUGUAUCCGCUUGCUGUGUUUUUCCACUUUCAUGGCGCAGUGUGUAUGGUUUUGAUACUCGGCCAUUACAGCAUCAGUAAGUCUCGGACAUUAUCAGGCUCGGCUGCAGCCAGCAUGUCGUUGUCGCACGCUGCCGUACAGCAUACAUGAUGGUGACCAUAGCAGGUGGUAACCAGGUGAUAACUGUUGAUAAUAGUUUGUGACAAUUGGUCAUUCUAGAAAAAAUCCACCCUAUCCCCCAAGAAGGAAAUUUCUGCCAUCCGGAGGGAGAACAGAGAAACAUUUGUUUCUGAUAAUAGUAAUUGCAUUAGGAAGUCCAAAGGGGUAGGGAGCUUAACUUCCAAUUUCCUUUGUGGAGGAGGUAUGGGGCAGGUGCAGUGCCGUAGCCAGAACAAUUGGGGGGGGGGGGCACAUAUUCAUAUAUUCGUGUUGUGCUUUAUUAAUUUCUUUUGAAAUCAAUUGUUUUUAUGGUAUGUGAACACAAAUAUAUGAAUAUGUCCCCCCCCCCCCAAUUAUCGUUCUGGCUACGGCACUGGGCCGGUGUUUUCUGGAAUGACCCAAUGCAAUAGUUUGUAUCUUACAGGCGGUAACAGCUGAAAACUGUUGGUAAUAGUUUGUUGACAAUAGUUUGUAUAAAAUUCCAUGUCACACUUGAUAAAAAUAUGUGUUAGUUUCUAGCAUUUCAUACCAGUUGAUAAAAGUUAGAAACAGUUUGUAGUUUUAAAAAUUUAAAUUGUUCAUAAAGUUCUAUUGGCGACUUUCAGUAGAAGCAUUGCAGGGCAACUGAGAACCAACAUUAGAAAUGUUCACAUUUACACAAACAAGAAGGUUAAACUACCAAUUCUAAAUAUUUGCCACAAAAAACAUUUUCUCAGUGCUCAGCUAACUGUAGAUUGACAACCACUUGCUGCGUGAUAGUGCUUAGUAUAAUUAGUCUGCAUGUGGACAUAGAUAUUUUAUGUGAUAGAAUCAUUAAAUCUGAUCCAUGUAAAUUGUUGCAUGUUAAUUUAAAUAAUGUAUUUUUAUCAUUUUCCUUAUUUUGUAGUUGAAAACUCAAUAUUUUGUAUGUUUUAUAAUAUAGAUUAGGGUUGUCUUUUGUCGUUUUUGAACCAAGCAAAUAAAUAAAUAACUUUUUACCAAACUAUUGUGUUUGUCCGAAUUGUACGAAGACAUCUGGGUUAGACUCGGGGAUGGAACUCAGGGAUGGAUCCAGCAUGAUCUGGUAGGGGGGGGGGGUUGCUCUGGUACCGAGGUGUUUCAGUCAUAUGUGCCACCCGCUCAUCACUUGUUUGACCACUGUUAUUACUCAAAUUACUGUAUCUCAUUUUGUCUCUAAUAUUUUUUGGCAUUUUUUGCCUACGGGUGCACUCCUCCCCUCACACACACCCCUAGUAAAUCCAUCCUUGGUUGGACUAGAGCUGGCCUCCCUAUAGAGUUUUUUCCCCUAAGCAAAGAUCUGGGCAGUUCUUUAGAUAUUCCCUGCCACUAUUGUCUUUCUACAUUCUGCCGGCAUUCUUGUGCAUGAGAAAGAUUUUAAAAGCUACAAUCCUGGAC